Messenger RNA from Coccomyxa subellipsoidea C-169, 882 nucleotides. RefSeq names its product alpha/beta-hydrolase. The transcript has 8 exons. The record is from RefSeq and is a predicted model, not a curated record. NCBI's taxonomy places the organism in Eukaryota, Viridiplantae, Chlorophyta, Trebouxiophyceae, Coccomyxaceae. The coding region runs from base 1 to 882 and encodes 293 amino acids. Gene Ontology annotation, cellular component: membrane.
AUGCAGGUGCAGCUCCUCAAUCCUGUCGCAACCGACAGGCUCGGCCAAUUGCCACCUCUUGUGUAUUGCCCAGGAAGUGAUGGGACGGGUAAUUCAAUCGCUCCCCAGCUCCCAGGACUCACAGCAGCCGGAUUUGACGUCAGGUGCCUGUACAUACCACCGUCAGACAGAUCGGAUUGGAAUGAGCUGACCAGGCAGGUGGUGGCACUGCUUCCCUUGCUAAUAUUCUCCACAUUCACUCGACAGGUGACGUUGGUGGCGGAGUCUUAUGGGGGCUGCCUGGGACUGCGAGUGGCGGUGGCUGCCCCAGAGCUCAUACAGCGCCUGGUGCUGGUCAACCCAGCCACCAGCUUCUCACGCGCCCUGUCUGGCCUGCCCGCCAUCAUCGCCAGCACCAACCUGCUCUCCCUCUUCCCUGAGCCCCUUUACCAGGUAGCUCAGGCUGUGCUGGUGCCACUGCUGGUCGACAAGGACAAUGUUGGGCCGACAGGCGUCAAAGCCAUCCAGUCAAUGAUGGUGAUGCAGCCCACACCGGACUUUCAGCUGUAUGAGCCGGCGGUCACUGCCAGCUGGCGCCUGCGCAUGCUCAGAAAAGGGAACGUCCCCGAUGCAGACCUCAUGCGCAUCAGGGCGCCGACGCUAAUAGUGGCCAGUGCAGCCGACCGACUGCUGCCAUCGCUUGAGGAGUCAGCACGGCUGGUGGGCAAAAUACCAGAUGCGCGCAGAGUGGUCCUGCCCAACUCCGGGCACACAGCGCUGCUGGAGUCUGGCAUCAGCCUGGCUGAGAUCAUGGGCCGGACCGGCUUCCUCCCCGAGUGGAUGUCUUCUCGGGAAGGCUCAGCAGCAAUGGCGCACAAACAAGCAAUGGCAAUUCCCUGGUAG